Molecule: messenger RNA, 5679 nt
Organism: Emys orbicularis (European pond turtle)
Lineage: Eukaryota; Metazoa; Chordata; Testudines; Emydidae
Gene: NUP210
Product: nucleoporin 210
Exons: 40
Coding region: 1-5679 (1892 amino acids)
Cellular component (GO): nuclear pore
Source: RefSeq, a predicted model, not a curated record
AUGGCCCCGCUCGCUGCCCCUUCGCCCUGGGCGCUGCUGCUGCUGCUCCUGUUGCCGCCGCCCUUCUCCGUGGCCUCCAAGCUGAACAUCCCCAAAGUGCUGCUGCCCUUCACCCGGAGCACCAGGAUCAACUUCACCCUGGAAGCCAGCGAGGGCUGCUACCGCUGGUCUUCCACAAGGCCAGAAGUUGCCAGCAUAGAACCUGCAGAUCAAGAUGAACGCCAAUGUUCACAAAAGGCUGUUGUCCAGGCACGUUCUUCACAGCCAACACGUCUGACAAGUAUCAUUUUUGCUGAAGAUAUAUUGACUGGUCAAGUGCUUCGUUGUGAUGCUAUAGUUGACAUAAUUCAUGGCAUCCAAAUUGUGUCCACAACAAGAGAACUUUACCUUGAAGAUUCACCGCUGAAGCUGAAAAUUCAGGCUUUGGAUUCUGAAGGAAACACUUUUAGCACAUUGGCGGGGUUAGCCUUUGACUGGACGAUAGUAAAAGAUACUGAGGCUGAUGGCUUCUCAGAUUCGCACAAUGCAUUGCGUAUACUCAAAUUCUUAGAAUCUACCUACAUACCGCCUUCCUAUAUAUCAGAGAUGGAAAAAGUUGCCAAACAAGGAGACACCGUUCUGGUGUCUGGAAUGAAAACAGGGAGUUCCAAAUUAAAAGCAAGAAUACAGGAAUCUGUUUAUAAGAAUGUACAUCCUGCAGAAGUCAGGUUGCUUAUUUUGGAAAACAUUCUUCUAAAUCCAGCUUAUGAUAUCUACCUGCUGGUAGGAACAUCACUUCAAUAUAAAGUUCAGAAAAUAAGACAAGGCAAGAUUACAGAAUUAAUGAUGCCUUCAGAUCACUAUGAACUGCAGCUUCAGAACAACAUCCUUGGUCCUGAGGGAGAUCCAGCUCGGCCUGUUGCCAAGUUGGAUCAGGCAACAUCAACGGUAACUGCAUUGCAGCAGGGACAAAUUAACCUAGUGCUGGGGCACAAAAAUAUCCUUUCUAUUGCAGGUAUUCGCAUGCAAGGUGCUUCCAGAUUACCAAACAGCACUAUCUAUGUUGUGGAUCCUGGAUAUUUAGGAUUUACAAUUCAUCCUGGUGACAGAUGGGUCCUAGAAACAGGCAGACUUUAUGAAAUUACAAUAGAAGCAUAUGACAAAUCAAGCAAUAAGGUGUAUUUAUCUGAUAAUAUCAGAAUUAAUACAGAAUUGUCUGAAGAAUAUUUUGAGAUUUUGAAAUCCUCUCUGAAUGGAUCAUAUCACUAUGUGAAAGCAAUAAAGAAGGGUCAAACUAUUAUCGAUGCUGCUUUAACAUCUGUAGUAGAUCAGGAUGGAGGUGUUCAUACAUUGCCUGUACCAGUACGAAACCAGCAAGAAGUUGAAAUUUAUGUUCCCAUUAUCCUUUCACCGAGCAUUUUGACAUUUCCAUGGCAGCCAAAGGCAGGAGCCUAUCAGUACACAAUAAAGGCUCACGGUGGAAGUGGAAAUUUCAGUUGGUCCUAUUCUAACCAGGCUGUUGCUACAGUAACAGUCAAAGGAGUCAUGACAACUGGAAGUGAUAUUGGUGUCAGUGUUAUACAGGCAAAUGAUGUUCAGAACCCACUGCACUAUGGAGAAAUGAAGGUAUAUGUAACUGAACCUAGUGGCAUGGAGUUCACGCCGUGUCAAGUUGAAGCACGUGUGGGUCAGAUACUGGAGCUUCCCUUGAGGAUUAAUGGCCUAGUGAAUAUUGAAACCAGUGAGAUGGUCACACUGAGCGAUUGUUCACAUUUCGACUUAGUCGUGGAGGUAGAAAACCGUGGCGUCUUCAAACCACUCCAAGGGAGACUUAUGCCAAGUUCUGAUUUUUGCAGUGGAGUCAGAGUGAAAGCUGAGGCUCAAGGAUACACAACACUUGUUGUUAGUUACACUCAUGGUCAUGUCCACCUUAGUGCUAGCAUCACCAUUGCUGCCUACCUACCACUAAAAACUAUAGAUCCUUCUUCUGUUGCCUUGGUAACUUUGGGUUCUUCCAAAGACAUGUUGUUUGAAGGUGGACCAAGACCAUGGGUACAGGAACCUUCAAAAUUCUUUAGGAACAUCACUGCUGAAGAUACAGAAAGUAUUGGUUUAUCUUUAUUUGGGCCUCCGACAUCUCGGAAUCAUUUCCAGCACUGGGUUAGAGUAUCUUGCAAAACCCUGGGAGAACAAGUGAUUGCCUUAACCGUUGGAAAUAAGCCCACAGUUACCAACCCUUUUCCAGCCAUCGAACCUGCCGUUGUGAAAUUUAUCUGCGCAGCCCCUUCCCGACUCACUUUGACUCCUAUUUAUGCAAAUCCUCAGCUUGACCUCUCCUGCCCUUUGCUGCAACAAAACAAGCAAGUGGUUCCUGUUUCAAACUAUCGCAAUCCAGUAUUGGACUUGGCUGCUUUUGACCAGCAGGGGCGUAAAUUUGAUAAUUUCAGUUCUCUUGGUAUUAACUGGGAAUCAACAAAAGUUUCCUUAGCCAACAUUGAGCCCAGUAUGCCGAUGGAGCUGUCUCUAAAAGAGGAUGGAAGUGGUCAGAAGAAAAUGCAUGGCUUGCAAACUGUUCUAGUUCAUCGUGAGUCUGGAACAACUGCUGUCUCCGCUACUGCGACAGGAUACCAGCAGUCUCAUCUCAGUGCAGCUAAAGUGAAUAUACCGUAUGAACCUCUUAUCCCUGUGUCUGCCACCAUUGAGCUGAUACUUGUAGAAGAUGUGAAAGUGAGUCCUAGUGAUGUUACAAUCUACAAUCAUCCUGAUGUCAAGGCAGAGCUCCUCAUCAAAGAGGGUUCUGGGUAUUUUUUCAUCAACACCAGUAUUAUAAAUGUUGUAAAAGUGGCUUAUCAGGAAGCUCGAGGCAUUGCUUUGGUGUAUCCUUUAUUUCCAGGAACCUUAACGCUAAUGAUUCAUGACUUGUGUCUGACUUUCCCUGCUCCAGCUAAAGCUGAAAUCUAUGUAUCUGAUAUACAAGAACUGUAUGUCCGAGUUGUUGACAAGGUGGAGAUUGGGAAAACCGUUAAAGCUUAUGUUAGAGUAUUGGAUGACUCGAGGAAACCUUUUCUGGCUAAAUAUUUCACCGUCAUGGAUUUAAAACUGAGGGCAGCAUCACAGAUUGUGUCGCUGGUUCCUCUCGAUGAAGCUCUUGAUGACCACACUGCUGCUUUUCUAGUUCACGGCACGGUCAUAGGUCAAACCAGCCUUACAGCAACAGUCGCUGAUAAAAAUGGACAAGAAAUCAAUUCUGCUCCCCAACAGAUUGAAGUCUUUCCUCCAUUUAGGCUAUUGCCGAGAAAAGUUACCCUGAUCAUAGGAGCAGUGAUUCAGAUUACUUCAGAAGGAGGCCCUCAACCUCAGUCCAACAUAAUUUUCUCCAUCAGUGAUGAGAGGAUCGCAUCAGUGAACAGCACUGGCCUUGUAAGAGGAGAGGCAAUUGGAAAUGGGACAGUAACUGGAGUGGUUCAAGCUGUGGAUGCAGAGACUGGGCAAAUUGUGGUGGUGUCUCAGGAUAAAGUGGAAGUCGAAGUCGUACGGCUUGUGGCUGUUAGAAUCCGUGCACCCAUUACACGAAUGAAAACCGGUACACAGAUGCCAGUUUAUGUGAUGGGCAUCACCAGUAAUCAGACCCCUUUCUCGUUUGGCAAUGCAUUGCCAGGGUUAACGUUUCACUGGUCUGUCACCAAGAGAGAUAUCCUGGACAUCAAGACAAGACACAAUGAGGCUUCUCUUCAGCUUCCAGCAAAAUAUAAUUUUGCUAUGGAUGUUUAUGGCAGAGCAAAGGGAAGAACAGGGCUGAAGGUCAUUGUGAAAGCCCUUGAUCCUACUGCUGAACAGUUUCACAGCCUGGCAGGAGAGCUGUCAGAUGAAAUCCAAAUUCAGGUAUUUGAUAAACUUCUUCUAGUUACUCCACAAGUAGAUGCGGAGCAGAUCUUAAUGUCACCUAACUCAUUUAUUAAACUUCAAACAAACAGGGACAGAGUAGCUUCCCUGAGUUACCGUGUCCUGGAUGGUCCCAAUAAAGUUCCCGUUGUACAGAUUGAUGAGAGAGGCUUUCUGAACUCAGGGUCCUUGAUAGGAUCAUCAACAAUUGAAAUAAUUUCCCAGGAGCUGUUUGGAGUCAACCAGACCAUUGUAGUUGCCAUUAAGGUGUCUCCUGUUUCCUACCUGAGAAUCUCUAUUAGUCCUGUUCUGCACACUCAAAACAAAGAGGCUCUGUUGGCUCUACCAUUGGGUGUGACAUUAACCUUCACAGUCCAUUUCCAUGAUAACUCUGGAGAUACCUUCCAUUCGCACAAUUCUGUGCUCAACCUUGCAACCAACAGAGAUGACUUUGUGCAGAUUGGGAAAGGAACCACGAACAAUACAUUUGUAAUUCGAACUGUAAAUGUAGGCUUGACCUUGCUUAUGGUUUGGGAUACAGAGCACAGUGGAAUUGCAGAUUAUGUCCCUCUUCCUGUGCAACAUGCCAUUUUCCCUGAGCUCAGAGACAUGGUAGUAGGUGAUGUCAUCUGUUUUAGUACUACACUGAUAAAUCAAGAAGGCUUGUCAGGAGUCUGGAGCUCUUCACUGAGCAGUGUUCUUCAGGUUGACCCAAGGACAGGUGUAGCUGUGGCAAGGGAUUCAGGAGUUGUCACUGUUUAUUAUGAGAUUCCUGGACUACUUAAAACUUACAGGGAGGUAUUGAUCAGUAUUCCUCAAAGGACUAUAGCGAUGCAUGUAACUGGAGUGAAAACAAACUUACAAGGAGUUGCAGCUUCAAAAGUUAUAGUUGCAACUGGGGACAGAAGCAAAAAUUUGAAAGGGGACUGUUCACCUGUUCAGAUUGAAGCCAUUAAAGAACUACAACCAGAGUCCAAUAUCGGCUGCCACCUUCGUUUUAAUAAGGAUGCAUUUGAUUUCCCAGCGCAUGAUAUUUUUACAGCAGAACCUGGAUUUGAUGCAGUUUCAGGACACUAUACCUGUUCCAUCACAAUGCACAGACUUACUGACAAGCAGCUAAAGCAUCUGAGCAUAAGCAAAACUGCUCUCCUAGUUACAGCUUCAGUCCAGGGCAGCCAUUUCUCUGGAGAGCAGAUCAGCGCUGAAGUGCCGUUCAAUCCAGGGUUUUAUGCUGAUCAGACUGAAAUUCUCUUAAGUAACCAUUACACGAGUUCUGAUGUGAAAAUAUUUGGAGCCACUGAAAUUCUUGACAAACUGGAGGUGAAAUGUGGGUCACCAAUGGUGAAGGCCUUUGAGAAGGAGAAAUCAUAUGGACUGCCUAGUUAUGUAAUCUACACUGUUAGUGUAUCUGAUCCAGGAGUUCCAAGCCAGGGGUCCUUAUCAACCAUUCUUACCAUAUCUAGCCCAGUGACUGACCAGUCGAUCACUGUUCCGGUGACAGUGAUUUAUGUAGCUGAGAGAAGCGAGCCAAUGAGACACGGAGCCAGCUUCUUCCAACACUUCCUUGAUUCCUAUCAAGUAAUGUUCUUCACGCUUUUUGCACUGCUGGCAGGGACAGCUGUUGUGAUCAUAGCCUACCAUGCAGUUUUCUCCCCAAAAGAACAGAACACUUAUCCAGCAUUUACCCCAAGGACAACGCCUCAACACAGCUAUAACAGUUUUUCUGUUUCAUCUGCAACUUCUCUCAGUCCUUCGUACUCAGAUAGAAAAAACAGUCCUCCCUCCAGGCUAUGGAGUACUGGUUAUGCUUCACAUUAA